AUGGAUGGUUCCCAGGAACACGCUGGCCGAGUUGGACCGCAGGCUAACCCGCGCAACUCUACAGACAUUUCAUGGUUGCCAACUCAUGUUCUGCUGGCCGAACUCACGAGAAGGCAGGAUGCCACGGAACCCACGGAGAAGCCGGCUUGUGGUAGCCGAGAUAGGGGCUCGUACGACACUCCAUUGCAUAUCUUUGCAUUGGUCUUGAUAUUGACUCUGAGCACUCUGGCAUGUGGCUUCCCGUUAUUCUCCCGUCGAGCAUCGCAAAGUCGCCGUUCGAACCGCAUCAUCUUUCUAUGCCAGCACUUUGGAACUGGUGUGCUCCUCGCUACUGCCUUUGUCCACUUGCUUCCGACUGCGUUUACCUCAUUGAACGAUCCAUGCCUGCCGUAUGUGUUCAGCGAGGGCUACCGGCCCAUGCCCGGCCUGAUUGCCAUGGUGUCUGCUCUCGUCGUAGUUGCUUUGGAAUCCUACCUCACUACUCGAGGCGCCGGUCACUCCCAUAACCACGCGCACGUAUGGGAUUCGGACGACGAAGGUGAGCAGGUACAGGGCCAUUUGCACACAAACGGCAAUGCCCGCGGGCUUGCAGCGAAACGGGCUUCAAGUCAUAGGCCCACCGACAUUGCGCUACAGGAUUUCGGUGAUCGGGACGGCCUCAUGGCCGGAGUAUCACCGCUACCCGGCUCUACCCCCCUCUCCGCUCCUGCUUCUGGCGCGAAUCUAUUAUCAAAGAACCAAGAUCACGAUGAUGAGGACGACCUCGAUAUUGACCUUGAUGAGCUUGAUCCAAGAGCCGAGGACGACGAACGGCCGCUUGCUGGAAAUGCGGCCCAAAAUAGGUCGGAACCCCCGACUCCCGGAACCCACAGCCCCGAGGAACAAAAGCGACUCAUGCUUCAAUGCUUGUUGCUGGAAGCAGGAAUUCUGUUUCAUUCGGUAUUUAUUGGCAUGGCUGUAUCAGUGGCUACAGGUCCUCCAUUCAUUGUCUUUCUGAUUGCAAUCGCGUUCCAUCAGACAUUUGAGGGCCUCGCUUUGGGUUCCCGAAUCGCUGCCAUUCAGUUCCCAAAACACUCGAUCAGGCCAUGGCUCAUGGUUCUUGCCUACGGAACAACGACCCCUAUUGGCCAAGUCAUUGGCUUGAUUGUUCAUAACAUGUACGAUCCAAUGUCACAAACUGGUCUCCUCAUGGUUGGCUUCAUGAACGCCAUUUCGAGCGGACUGCUUUUGUUUGCUGGCUUGGUACAAUUACUCGCGGAGGACUUUUUGACCGAGAAGAGCUACAAGACGCUCAAGGGCAAGCAUAGAACGCAUGCCUUUCUGGCCGUGGUAAGCGGUGCGGCACUCAUGGCCCUCGUCGGGGCAUUUGCUUGA
Pestalotiopsis fici W106-1 is the source of this 1374-nucleotide messenger RNA. RefSeq lists its product as uncharacterized. Lineage: Eukaryota; Fungi; Ascomycota; Sordariomycetes; Amphisphaeriales; Sporocadaceae. The record is from RefSeq and is a predicted model, not a curated record. Gene Ontology annotation, biological process: zinc ion transmembrane transport. The coding region runs from base 1 to 1374 and encodes 457 amino acids. The transcript is spliced from 3 exons. Gene Ontology annotation, cellular component: plasma membrane. Gene Ontology annotation, molecular function: zinc ion transmembrane transporter activity.